UUGUCAAUUAUUAUACUCCAAAUGUGGGGUGUUGUUGUGUUUCGGCAUUUUGGCAGAGCAUUAUAAAUAGAGAUUUGAUAACAAAAUCAAACACAAAACUCAUCUCAUCAACAUAUUGAUUUGCUUGAAGCAAGAAGUUGCGUUUGAAAAUUGUUCGUGGAAGUGAUGUCAAGCACCGCAGGUCAAGUCAUCAAAUGCAAAGCUGCAGUGGCAUGGGAGGCUGGAAAGCCACUGGUAAUUGAGGAAGUGGAAGUGGCACCACCACAAGCUAAUGAAGUCCGUGUCAAGAUCCUCUUCACUGCUCUUUGCCACACUGAUGUUUACUUCUGGGAGGCCAAGGGCCAAACACCUCUGUUUCCUCGAAUAUUCGGGCAUGAAGCUGGAGGAGUUGUCGAGAGCGUAGGGGAAGGGGUGACCAGUCUGAAAGCAGGCGACCAUGUACUGCCAGUGUUCACAGGGGAGUGUGGGGAAUGCCGUCAUUGUAAGUCGGAAGAGAGCAACAUGUGCGAUCUCCUUCGAAUCAACACUGACCGUGGAGUGAUGAUCAGCGACAACAACACACGAUUCUCUAAAAACGGACAACCAAUUUACCACUUUGUGGGAACCUCGACAUUUAGUGAAUACACAGUUGUCCAUGUUGGAUGUUUGGCCAAAAUCAACCCUUCUGCCCCCCUUGACAUUGUGUGUGUUCUUAGUUGUGGCAUUUCCACUGGUCUUGGUGCCACUCUGAAUGUUGCUAAGCCCACUAAGGGAUCCUCUAUUGCUAUAUUUGGAUUAGGUGCUGUUGGCCUUGCUGCUGCUGAGGGUGCAAGAAUUGCUGGGGCAUCCAGGAUCAUUGGAGUCGAUCUCAAUCCAAGUCGAUUUGAAGAAGCUAAAAAAUUUGGUGUCAAUGAGUUUGUGAAUCCAAAGGAUUAUGACAAACCUGUCCAACAGGUGAUUGCUGAGAUGACAAAUGGAGGAGUUGACCGAAGUGUUGAAUGUACAGGAAGCAUCCAAGCAAUGAUCUCAGCCUUUGAAUGUGUUCAUGAUGGUUGGGGUGUUGCUGUGCUUGUUGGUGUCCCAAACAAAGAUGAUUCCUUCAAGACUCAUCCAAUGCACUUCCUGAAUGAGAAGACUCUAAAGGGAACCUUCUUUGGGAACUACAAAACUCGCUCAGACAUUCCCAAUGUGGUUGAGCAGUACUUGAACAAGGAGCUUGAAUUGGAGAAAUUCAUCACUCACUCUGUUCCCUUUAAUGAAAUCAACAAGGCAUUCGACUACAUGCUCAACGGACAGUCUAUCCGAUGCGUCAUUCGAAUGGAUCAUCAUUGAUCAAUCUUGAAAACAAAUUCAAUAUACUGUUUUCCAUGACUUUUGUCUCAUUUGUUUGUCCAUCUCUUGUUUCUUAGAAUUAUUUUUGUAAUUAUGUGUGUGAUUCUACUUUCUUAUAUUAUCUUCUGGUGUAAUACUUCUUGAU
Benincasa hispida (wax gourd) is the source of this 1456-nucleotide messenger RNA. Its product is annotated as alcohol dehydrogenase 1-like. Gene Ontology annotation, biological process: formaldehyde catabolic process. The record is from RefSeq and is a predicted model, not a curated record. Gene Ontology annotation, molecular function: zinc ion binding; S-(hydroxymethyl)glutathione dehydrogenase [NAD(P)+] activity; alcohol dehydrogenase (NAD+) activity. Gene Ontology annotation, cellular component: cytosol. NCBI's taxonomy places the organism in Eukaryota, Viridiplantae, Streptophyta, Magnoliopsida, Cucurbitales, Cucurbitaceae.